Eurypyga helias (sunbittern) is the source of this 2153-nucleotide messenger RNA. RefSeq names its product NAD-dependent protein deacetylase sirtuin-1-like. Gene Ontology annotation, molecular function: NAD+ binding. Lineage: Eukaryota; Metazoa; Chordata; Aves; Eurypygiformes; Eurypygidae. The record is from RefSeq and is a predicted model, not a curated record.
AUGCCGCUCAGCUGCCGGGAACAGCCGAACAGAAUCCUGGAACUCGGUUGUAUCCGCGUGUGUAUUUGUGGGAGUCUUCGAAAGUGCCGUGCUCUCAGCACCCAGUCAAAGGGCUUUGGCCAGCGUAGGUUUCUGUGCGUUUGGCUGGAGUGUAACCUGUCACUGUUGUGCUGUCUUGCAGAUAACUUCCUUCUUAGUGAUGAAAUCAUAGCCAAUGGCUUUCACUCCUGUGACAGUGACGAAGAUGACAGAGCCUCCCACGCGAGUUCUAGUGACUGGACACCAAGACCACGUAUAGGUCCCUACACUUUUGUUCAGCAGCAUCUCAUGUUAGGUACAGACCCACGGACAAUUCUGAAAGACCUGCUACCAGAAACCAUCCCUCCGCCAGAACUGGAUGAUAUGACGCUGUGGCAAAUCGUUAUAAACAUUCUUUCAGAACCACCAAAAAGAAAAAAACGGAAAGAUAUUAAUACUAUUGACGACGCUGUGAAACUUCUACAGGAAUGCAAAAAAGUCAUGGUCUUGACCGGAGCUGGGGUGUCAGUGUCCUGCGGAAUACCCGACUUCAGAUCGAGGGACGGCAUCUAUGCGCGCCUUGCUGUAGACUUCCCAGACCUUCCGGAUCCUCAGGCAAUGUUUGAUAUAGAAUACUUCAGAAAGGAUCCCAGGCCGUUCUUUAAGUUUGCAAAGGAAAUCUACCCAGGACAAUUCCAGCCAUCUCUCUGUCACAAGUUCAUUGCCUUGAUGGAUAAGGAAGGAAAACUACUGCGCAACUACACUCAGAACAUAGACACGUUGGAGCAGGUUGCAGGGAUCCAAAGGAUAAUACAGUGCCACGGUUCCUUUGCAACAGCUUCCUGCCUGAUCUGUAAAUACAAAGUUGAUUGUGAAGUUGUUCGAGGAGAUAUUUUCAAUCAGGUCGUGCCUCGAUGUCUACCGCUCGCUAUCAUGAAGCCAGACAUAGUGUUCUUUGGGGAGAACUUACCCGAGCAGUUCCAUCGUGCCAUGAAGUACGACAAAAAUGAAGUUGAUCUCCUUAUUGUCAUUGGGUCUUCACUGAAAGUAAGACCAGUAGCAUUGAUUCCAAGUUCCAUCCCCCAUGAAGUGCCUCAGAUCUUAAUUAAUAGGGAACCUUUGCCUCAUCUACACUUUGACGUGGAGCUGCUUGGAGACUGUGACGUUAUAAUUAAUGAAUUAUGUCAAAGGCUAGGGAGCGAAUAUACAAAACUUUGCUACAACUCGGUAAAACUUUCCGAAAUAACAGAAAAGCCUCCGCGAACGCACAAGGAGCUCGAAAUGCACUCCUCUGAGCUACCGCCUACCCCCUUAAACAUUUCCGAAGGCUCUAGUUCGCCAGAAGGAAUGACUCCACCAGAUGCAUCGGAGGUGGCUUCCGAACACCCAGCUGAAUGUAAGGUAGGAAACUCUGAUCCUGCCUCCGAGACUAAAGGGACCUGCACGGAGGAGAAGCUUCAGGACACACAGACAUCGUCAGAAAACCUUGAAAAUACUACUAGUGAACUAAUGAACUCUGAAACCAUGAAGGAAAAUGGCUCUAACAAUGGAGAAAAUAAAGAAAAAAAUGAAAUACUGAAGAAGUGCUGGGUAAACAGAUCUGCAAAAGAACAGAUUAGCAAGAGGCUGGAUGGUACUCAGUAUCUGUUUUUACCACCAAAUCGCUAUAUUUUCCAUGGUGCUGAGGUGUACUCAGAUUCUGAAGAUGAUGUCAUAUCUUCUAGCUCUUGUGGGAGUAGUAGUGAAAGUGGUUCGUGUCGUAGUCAGAGCUUAGAUGUGGAGGACGAGAGUGAGAUGGAAGAGUUUUACAACGGCAUAGAGGAUGAAGAUGCACCUGAAAGGGAAGGGGAACCCGGAUUCGGGGAAGAUGGGGCGGAACAGGAUGAAUUGGCAGCUGAUGAACCAGCUUACGCGAAUGAAGCUGCAGGGACUGAUCAUCCAGGCGACAAGUUCUAAGGUGAUGGCUGACUGGUUACAGGAACUUUCCACCAGCAUUAGGGGGCUUUGGCAUGUCAGAAUGAAUGUUUACGUCUGAAUUUAGAGCAACAAAAGCAUAAGGAUGUAGUGUUUAUAAAUAACUAAAACAGAUUUUCAUGCUUAGUUUUUUACCUUUUUCAAUAAAAUUCUAUUACUGC